Messenger RNA from Hyaloscypha bicolor E, 1397 nucleotides. RefSeq lists its product as uncharacterized. Lineage: Eukaryota; Fungi; Ascomycota; Leotiomycetes; Helotiales; Hyaloscyphaceae. The transcript is spliced from 2 exons. The record is from RefSeq and is a predicted model, not a curated record. Bases 53 to 1324 code for a protein of 423 amino acids.
CAGAUCUUGACUUUACCACUUCAAAAAAGACCGUCGUGCUGGACACACUCCCAUGGACUCCUCACCAAUCGCGGAUGUUCGUACAGGCAUUGUUUCCAUCAUCCAGGAGUUUGCAGAGGCGUACGAGUUGUUCAAAAGGUGGCGCAAAGGAAGAGCCGGAAAGAAGGCUGUGGGACAAGAAGAAUGCGAAACGUCACUACACGAAGGACAAACGACGAUAGAAGGGACAUUCAACCACUUGUCUCUUCAACAUGGGGCAAGAUUCCACUCCGGUGAUAAAAAAUCCCUAGAUAGCAUAAGAAACAUUCGAAAGAGAUUCCGCGACGCUGUUGUCGACGUAUUGACAAGUUCCGUGGCCGAGAAGGGAGGAAAUAACGCCAAAAUCAAUCCCAUUGCUCUUCGAGAAGCUUCAGAGGCGGCGAGGAAGGAUACGAUCCUGACGAUGGACGAGCUGUCGAAUCUCAUCUUGACCGGGACUGCCGGCCCCUUCCGAGCGACGGAUCCUGGAGAUAUUUUGCCUCCUAUGCCACUUCGGCCUGUGCGACCUCCUCAACCACCUGGAGCAAAUCUAAACUCCAGCCAAGCGUCGCUUGGACGCCCUCCCGCAGGAAGUGCAUCUUCGAGUCAAACGACGUUGAACCCUCAGACCGAUCAGACUUCGGUUGGUAAUCCUGUCCAAGGGAGCGGAAGUGCUAUUUCAAGCCAAACAUCGUUGGGAGUUCUUUUUGCCCCGAGUCCUCAAAGAAGUAAUAUAUACUCGCCAGCUUCCGGCUGGAAAAUGCCCAAAUUUGAAGAUACGGUGGACUCCAGUACUUCCCUGGUUAGAACUAGCAGCUCUUCUAGAUCGGCAUUAAACUGGAUGUUCCCUCCAAAACCCGUUCGCUCAUAUUACGACAUAACUCCUCUCGAACCAACGCCACCUGUGGUGCCGAGCUUCACAUGCAAUGAAGAUCCAAGCGACGUCUUGCAAGAUGGGGAAGCAGCCGUGCAGAGAUUAUGGGCUGUUGCAAAUAACACAAUCGUAGAGGAACGGCCGGGAUUAUACCUUCACUCUGCGCCUCUGCUCCAGGGUCCGUGGGCAAGCAUAUGGGAAGACGAGCCUGAACCUCGUCCAAGAACGCCUCUUCUGUACGAGAGAGAGGUAAGACCGAUACCAGAAGCGACCAGCCCUUCGCUGCUCCUGAGCCCUGCACGCCUUGGAAAUAGGCCUGCUUCAGCCCAGGCUGGGAAGAGGGUUCGCAGCGAGCCGAUGUUAGAAUUUUCGACUCCAGCUUCACGAUUUAGGAGACAUGUGAGUGGGCCGUCAGACGCACGUGGUGGAUAAUUGGUUUUAGUUGCAUAGAGGAGGCUGCUGCUUGUUAAGAUAGUAGGCUCAAGUAAUUUUACUUAAUAUAGAG